GAACCGUUUUGUCUUAUAGUGAGGUGGUCUCACCUCGGUCAUUGUCUCUUCAAGAUUGUGUUUCAGGUGACUAAUCGAUUCCUGAUCUCUACUUAAAAAAUAUUCACUCUCACCGUCUAUUUAGAUUGCCUUUAUUAUCCUUUUCCAUAGAAUUAGAAGGGUCUUCUGAGUUCUUUGUAUCUACUUUAAUGACAAGCUCUCGAUAAACCCUCGACUUUUCAGCCCACACAUCCAAAUUUGACAACACUCAAAAGCACGCACGACUCCAAAUCUGUUUAGCAAUCCUUCAUCUACUAGUUCCAUCAUUCCUCCCAAACCUACAUUAUGAAGCUCUUUUUAUUCAUCUCUGCACUUGUUGCAUUCAUCACAGCUACCCUGGCUGGAACCGUCCCUCUCGAAUCCAGACAAUCCAUUGUCGGAUUGUGGGGAAAAUCAACUGACAUUGCGGUUCAAUAUUGCUACAUGGACGCCGCUUGCAUGCAAAUGCGAGAGAACUGGCAAUUCUGUCAAGUCGAUCUGUUCAAGAACGUCAGUGAACCUAUUGGCAAUCCGAAUGCUCGCAACGAACUAGUUGCAGACUGUCUUUGCAAAGCCGGCAUGCCUGACUUAACAUCCGAAUGUCUUGCCUGCAUCAGUCUUGAUAGCCAAAAUUUCUUAGUCCAAGAAACUUUGCACGCACAUGCUCUAGAUGUGUGUGCUAAGAAAACUACUCUUGGUCAAUAUGAAACUUAUGCCUUUCAGUUCGGAAGCGCGGUGCAGUUUCCUCUUAUCUUGCCAUCGCUUUGGCUUAAUGGUACUAAAGUUACUUCCCCGGAUCAAAUUCUCAUUGACCAAUAAAUAUUCUAAACUUAUUCAAAUUCGAUGACUUUCCGGUGGAGAUCGAUUUGAGUAUGUGGGAAUAAUAGGGGCACGGAUGGAAUGGGAGUCUACUAUGACGGACACGACGGAUUCCUUUUCUUGAAUCGUUAAUGAAUGUACGAUGGUGGUCAAAAAUUUCGGCGGCGUUGUUUUCUAGGGGAAAGGACACUCUCAGAUUUAACGAAAUGAAUUGAGGGUUUCUUGAACAUUCGUGUCGAUCUCAUAAUAGAACAGCUUUACA
Molecule: messenger RNA, 1099 nt
Organism: Botrytis cinerea B05.10
Lineage: Eukaryota; Fungi; Ascomycota; Leotiomycetes; Helotiales; Sclerotiniaceae
Gene: Bcssvp1
Product: Bcssvp1
Exons: 3
Coding region: 325-837 (170 amino acids)
Source: RefSeq, a predicted model, not a curated record